AUGACCGCAAAGGCAGAGCUUCAGAGCUGGACAGAAUACCCGGAGGAUUUUACCCUGUUGCAGCAGCGCAACCUGGCGCAGGCGAUUCAGACGCAAAUCAGCGCAAUAAGUGGCAUCAACUCCAAAAGUUGGAUUUCUUCGAAUUCUCUCCGUGCGUUUUCCGUGCGUAAGGAUGCGCACGGAUCUGCAGACGCGGGCCUGGCACUGGACAAACUGGUACCCAAAGUACCUGAAUGCGCGUCCGAGGCCGGCAUGACAGAGUCAGCCCCUGACCAGGCAGCAGAGGGGGGCAAAGCGACCCACUUUGGCCCCCAGAGGCACAGACGAGUCGCAGCCAAUGCAAGGGAAAGAAGAAGGAUGCACGGCCUGAAUAAAGCCUUCGACGAGCUCAGGAGCGUCAUCCCCUCCCUGGAAAACGAGAAGAAACUGUCCAAGUAUGACACCCUCCAAAUGGCGCAGAUCUACAUCACUGAGCUGUCCGAGCUCCUGGCCGGGGUGGUCCAUCCAGACUGCCGGAGCCCCCUCCCAGGAUCAGCGGACAUGACAUCCAGGAGGAGUCUGAUCCACUCCCUCCAGCCCGCGAACCCGCUGAGCGCAGAUCAGAGGGACUCCGUCGGACACUUUAUCAUACUGGGACCAAAAUCUGAGUCGGGGUCAAAUAAAUCAGCGACCUCUUCUAACAGCAGUGAUGGGGAAUGUUCCCCUCUGAGCGACACGGAGGAAAGUCAGAAUGGAAGACAGUAGCACACAUACCACUGAGCUGAACUGGUUUUGUACUGCAGUGUUUAUUAUAGGUGUCAGGGAAGCAAAGAUUACAGCUGGUAGAAAUGUUAACGAGAUGAGAUAGUUCUGCAGAAUCUCUUGUCAUAGCUUAGAUGUUGCACUGCCAAAAGAUGACACAGGAACAACGCAAAAACAACUCUAUCAUCAUGAAUUUCUUAAGGCCAUGAACAACUCCCAAAGGCCUUGUCUUGCACUUUAAACUUGGCCUAAACCAUCACUAAUGACACUCAUUGGUGACAACUGUUUAAAUGCCUC
Messenger RNA from Sphaeramia orbicularis (orbiculate cardinalfish), 1038 nucleotides. It is a transcript of the gene atoh1b, whose product is annotated as atonal bHLH transcription factor 1b. Gene Ontology annotation, molecular function: protein dimerization activity; DNA-binding transcription factor activity, RNA polymerase II-specific; E-box binding. Gene Ontology annotation, biological process: positive regulation of transcription by RNA polymerase II; sensory organ development; axon development. The record is from RefSeq and is a predicted model, not a curated record. The coding region runs from base 1 to 744 and encodes 247 amino acids. The transcript has a single exon. Gene Ontology annotation, cellular component: nucleus. Lineage: Eukaryota; Metazoa; Chordata; Actinopteri; Kurtiformes; Apogonidae.